AUCCAAAUCCUUGCCAAAAGUUUCCUGACCUCUCGUCCAUUGGAAACAUCCUCCUCCACUUCUGAUCAAUCACUUCAUCAUCUCUCUGUCUCGCUCUGGUCGAUCACUCUAAAAGGAAAGCUGAAUAUCAACGGCGGCCAACAACAUUCAGAGAUAUUGAUUACUAGCUAGGUGAAACAAUGUCAGGCACGGAGGAGGUCAAAGAGCAUUCAGAUGAAGCUGUUAGCACUGAAAACCCCACAGCAUCAGCCCAGCAGGAAGAAGAAGCUGUUAUUAAGAAAAAGUAUGGAGGAAUAGUGCCCAAGAAACCACCAUUGAUUUCAAAGGACCAUGAACGUGCAUAUUUUGAUUCUGCUGAUUGGGCUCUUGGAAAGCAAGGUGCAGGGAAGCCCAAAGGUCCAUUGGAAGCACUUCGACCAAAGUUGCAGCCAACACAGCAGCAAACACGAUAUCGGAAAUCCCCUUGUGCCCCAGCAGGAGGUGAAGAUGGAAGCAACCCGCCAUCAUCGGAUGAUGCAACUCCGAAUGAAUGAGAAACGAAUGCCACCUCUCAAAGUAUUCAACACUCCAGUGUUGUAGUGUUUCAGAAGUGGAGGUUUCUUCAUUUUCUUGAAAUAUACAGUCUGAUUGAAUAAUAAUAAUAAUAAUAAGAGUAUAAGACUAUAUAUAAGUUGUUUUCUUUGUUUGAGGGGAAAGUAAAAUCAUUUGAUGCUCUGACUGUACUUGUGAUGUUGAACUUUGAGAUUUCACUGUAUUCCACUGAUGCAGUAAUUCUGCUGAAUUGUUAACUAAAUGUAAUCAAUCAACAUAGACUUUUUAGUGAGAAUUUAAGUUCUGUUUAUUGUAUUUUUAAGGGAUAAUUAUCUCAAAUAAUCUCACCUUUUGGAG
Cuscuta campestris is the source of this 888-nucleotide messenger RNA. Lineage: Eukaryota; Viridiplantae; Streptophyta; Magnoliopsida; Solanales; Convolvulaceae. The record is from the annotation of a GenBank genome assembly.